AUGACAGGACUCAAACCGGCCCUUGUCUUCAUUUCUUUUGUCUUCAUCGGCGUCUUGGCUCAAGGGGAAUGGACCUCUUGGUUCAAUGUGGACCAUCCUGGAGGCGAAGGGGAUUUUGAGACGCUGGAGGCCAUCCGGUUCUACUACCCCGAGCGCAUCUGUGCCCGGCCCCUCUCUAUCCAAGCCCGCACCACUAAGUGGGAGCUGCCCAAGGAAGUGGGAGAAGUUGUGCGCUACAGUCCCCAAGAAGGCUUCCACUGCCUCAACAAAGAACAGCUCAGCAAUAGGACCUGCUCCAACUAUCAUGUCCGAUUCCUCUGCCCUGUGGAUCCUGUGCAGAAGCCGGGAUGGUCAACCUGGUCUCCCUGGAGUCCCUGUUCCCAAACAGCAUGUGGCCUCAGCGGUAUCCAAACCAGACACCGGACCUGUCUGAAGAACUCUGCAGCAACACUGGGACAGCUGUCGAAAUGCCCUGGGAAAUCCAUGGAACGUCGGACCUGCAGAUCUGAACCCUGCCAAGAACUCCAAUGGAGCCAAUGGGGAGCCUGGAGUCCUUGCUCAAAAACAUGCGGCAGUGGUAGGAAGCAAGUGAGGCGUCGAAGUUGUCAAAAAACCAAGCACUCACAUUGUGUGGGGCGUCCCUUGGAGGUGAAGAUAUGCGCCAACAUAUCUUGUCCAGCUUGCCAGCUUAGCUGCGCCAUCGGCAUCCCCAACAAGGACUGUACUGGCUGCAUUUGUCCCAACCACACACUCUUGGGCACUGUACGGCGGGCUGAUGGGAUGCCCCUUGCCGAUGUCCCAAUAGCCCUGGCAGACCAGCCUCUCACCCCCUUGGCCCAAAGCAAUCGUUGGGGUCAGUUCACCAUCCGUGGCAUCUGUGCUGGCAAUAGCACCAACGUCACUGCUAAGCUUGAGCGCUUUGCACCAGGUAGCGCCUCACCUGUAGUCAAUGGCUCUGGGACCUCUUUGGUGGAGAUCACACUCCACAGACUGGAACAACUUUACAUGGUCACCAGUCCUGAAUCAAAAGUGAGGAUGGUUGGAGAAAAAGUGAGAUUCUGCUGCAGUGCCCAAGGCACCCCUGAACCCCAAAAAUAUUACUGGUAUCACAAUGGAAUGCUCCUGAACUGGAAAACAUACAAUUACAGCAGGAGCUUAGUGUUACGUGAUUUGAGAACUCACCAAGCUGGCUUUUACCACUGCAAAGCCAGCAACAACCACAGUUCAAUCAAAUCCUCUGCUGCCCACUUGACAGUAAUAAGUCCAGAUGUUCCAGCAUGUAGAGCCCAGCCAGAGGAAUACCUCAUAAAACUCCCUGAUGAUUGUUUUCAAGAGGCAACAGGUUCCCACUUUUACAAUGUUGGUCAUUGCCCCAGUACUCCCUGUGCUGGAAACUCUUCAGAUGGCCUGCGGUGCCAAGAUGCUACUCAGCAUUGUUGUGGGACGCAACGCAUGGAAGUGAGAGAGAUCCAUUGCACUGGUUACAUCCUUCCCGUCAAAGUGGUUGCAGAGUGUGGUUGUACCACCUGUACGCGGCCCAAAGUCCUGGUUCGGGGCAAAGCAUCAGCUGCUGACAAUGGCGAACCUCUCCGCUUUGGUGAGAUCUAUCUGGGUGCAGAGAAAAUUGGCUUCACUGGGUAUCAAGGCACAUUCACCAUAGAGGUGCCACCCAACACAGAGAGACUUGUGGUCAAGUUUGUGGAUCGGCUGCAGAAAUUUGUAGACGCCAUCAAGGUUUUCCCACUUGACCAACGUGGUGGGGCUGUUUACCAGGAAGUCAAACUGAUGAGGAAGAAGAAGCCGGUUGACCUGGCAUCAAUGGAAUAUAAUACUAUUCCAUUGGGAGAAGUAUCUGGAGAACAUCCUAUUGGGGAGAUAGUCAUCCCACCUGGAUCUUUCUUCAGAUCUGAUGGGCAGGUCUACAAUGGGACCGUCAAGGCAAGCAUUACUUUCGUGGACCCACGGGACAUCGGUACAGUGAGCACUGCCUCCAGUGACCUGAAUUUCAUCAAUGCCGAAGGGGAUCUCUUCCCUCUCAGGACAUACGGCAUGUUUUCGAUGGAUUUCUGGGAAGAAGAAACACACCAGGGCUUAGAAGUCGGGCGGGCAGAGAUAAAGAUGGACACGGAUCUCAUCAAAACACUGGAACAUACAGAGAAAAUGAAACUCUGGUCCCUCAAUCCUAUUACAGGCCUGUGGGAGGAAGAAGCCUCUCUCAAGCUGGCCAAGAAGAAACGCAAGAAACGGGAAGAGAGAAAUUUCUUGAUCGGCAACUUGGAAGUCCGGGAAAGGCGCCUAUUCAAUCUGGAUGUUGCAGAAAGACGUCGCUGCUUCGUCAAAGUCAGAACAUACAUCAAUGAAAAGUUCUACCCUAGUGAGCAGCUGGAGGGAGUCAUCGUGACACUCAUCAAUCUUGAACCCAGACCUGGUUAUCCUUCUAACCCUCGGGCCUGGGGCCGAUUUGACAGUGUGGUGACAGGUCCCAACGGUGCAUGUUUACCUGCUUUCUGCGACAGCGAGAGGGCUGAUGCCUACACGGCCUAUGUCACAGCAACCAUGGGAGGAGAAGAACUGGAGGCUGUUCCUUCAAGCCCAAAGCUCAACCCUCGGGCUAUAGGUGUCUCUCAGCCUUAUCUCAACAAGCUUGGCUACCAGAGAACCGACCAUGAGGACCCUGCCCUAAAGAAGAAUGCUUUCAGGAUCAACCUUGCCAAACCCAACCAGAACAAUAUCGAUGAGACCAACGGGCCCAUUUACGCCUAUCGAAAUCUGAAGGAGUGUGAUCAGGCUCCCGUCACAGCCAACCACUUCCGAUUUUACCGAGUGGAGGAGGACAAAUAUGAAUAUAAUGUUGUGCCUUUUAAAGAGACUGACCUGACCACUUGGACAGGAGACUACCUCUCCUGGUGGCCGAACCCUCAAGAAUUCCGGGCCUGCUAUAUCAAAGUGAAGAUUAAUGGGCCACACGAAUACAUGGUGAGGUCACGAAAUGUGGGUGGCAGUCAUCCAAGGACUCGGGGACAACUGUAUGGACUAAGGGAUUCCCGUAGCAUCCGGGACGUUGACAUACUUAACAGCUCGGCAGCCUGCGUUGAAUUUAAAUGCAGCGGGAUGUUGUUUGACCAAGGAAUGGUGGACAGGACUGUAGUAUCUGUCAUCCCACAAGGGAGCUGCCACCGCACGGCUGUCAACAGCUACUUGAGGGAGUAUCUAAGCCGUCACCCGCCUCUAGUGGAAAAUAAUGACACUAUGGCUUUCUCCAUGCUGGCGCCAGUGGAUCCCUUGGGGCACAACUAUGGCAUCUACACUGUGACUGACCAGAAUCCACACCUUGCCAAGGAGAUUGCAAUUGGGCGCUGCUUUGCUGGCGCCUCGGAUGGCUUUUCGCGCGAGAUGAAGUCCGAUCGGGGCACGGCUCUGACUUUUACCUGUUACGAAAAGCCAAUCGGGACAAAGAGCUUCUUCCAACGCCUGCUUGAAUCCCCAUCCCAGACGUUGACCGAGAUGCGCCGUGAGAUGAGCGCCAACGAACAACUCCAGGGCCCUUCUCAAGUGGUAUCUUACCCAUCUGGCUUACGGACCGUGUUACAGCGCCGUCCCAGCCGCCGAAGAAGGGUGGGUACUUCUCCGAUCCAACAGUGA
Messenger RNA from Thamnophis elegans (Western terrestrial garter snake), 3642 nucleotides. RefSeq names its product cartilage intermediate layer protein 2 (gene CILP2). Bases 1 to 3642 code for a protein of 1213 amino acids. Gene Ontology annotation, molecular function: carbohydrate binding. The record is from RefSeq and is a predicted model, not a curated record. The transcript is spliced from 8 exons. NCBI's taxonomy places the organism in Eukaryota, Metazoa, Chordata, Lepidosauria, Squamata, Natricidae.